AAGAACCUUUACCACUAAGGAUGUGUCACUGUAGCGCCUCGCUGUUUUAGCUUAUGUGAUGGAAAAUAUUUUUAUUUCCCGGUUUUAUGAACAAAGGAUUCAAGUCUGCUUCGACCUGGUCUUCUUUCAAUACAUGCAUGCAUGUAUGAAUGCAUGCAUAGCUAUGGACAGCAACGAAUGUAUGUAUGUACAAAAGGAAUGAGCAAGCGUCCACGGUCUAUUUACAGGUGAUGGUUAUUGUUUGGGGACUUGAUGUUCGUAUAUCCACCGGUCGAGCCCUGGAGUGGCGGCUGCUGCGGCUGCUGAUUGCUGGCCGCGAACUGCUUCACAUCCGCAAACGCACCGCUGUUUGGGGCCGAAUUCAUCUGGGGCACCUGGCCUUGUCCUUGGUUCGUACCCAUAUCCCUGUUGGCGUUCAAGCUCUCGGGGUUGGCAUUUUGCGAAGUAACGGUGUUGGCUUUAGCUUGCGCAGUGACGCUGUGGAGCUGGUCCUGGGCCAUAUGGUAGGCUUCCAUACCCUUGGCUUGAGCCAUGUUGGCGUAGCCCUUGAUCGUAUCCGUGAGCGAUGUGCCCGAGGCCGAGGUGCCUGUGGGGUUCGUGUUGUUGUUGUUGUUGUUGUUGUUGUUGCUGUUCAUUUUUGGAGUCUUGGAGAGGGGCCUUUUGCUUGCUUGGUUGAGGUAAGUGAGAGGAAUGGAGUGCUUGAAGGGAAAGAGAGGAGAAGAGAAAGAGUGUUGACUGAGAAUGAGCGACGAUGACGACAAUUUAAAGGCGACGAGGAUGAUGCUGGGGGGUGUAAUUUUUUCAUGUUUGGGAAGGUGAAUGAUGUUCCUAGUGUUUUAUGCGCGUCAUGUAUGAAGGAACGUUCAUCGGGGCACCCGGGCCC
Molecule: messenger RNA, 883 nt
Organism: Gamsiella multidivaricata
Lineage: Eukaryota; Fungi; Mortierellomycota; Mortierellomycetes; Mortierellales; Mortierellaceae
Exons: 1
Coding region: 186-755 (189 amino acids)
Source: RefSeq, a predicted model, not a curated record